AUGGCCCCGACGCGCAAGGACAACGCUUCGCCAUGGUACUGCAAGUGGCGCAGGCACGACGUCACGAAUCAACCGUGGUUCAAUGCUUCUACCCUUGUCUACUGUAAGAAGUGCGGCCUGCACAAGAGCAACUGUUUCAAGGAGAACAAAGUGGCGUCGCAGCCCAGUGUCUCGGCCAAGCAGCAGUCGCUCGCGGCCAAGGUCAAGGAGCUCGAGGCGCAGCUCACCAAGCUCCGCGAGCACCCCCCUGGGCAUGGGCCAGCGGCUACGGGAACAGGUGCGAGCCCACCAUGGGCUGCUGCGCCAGGGGAUGCCGACACCGUCAAGCGGAAUCGGAUCAAGAUGCUGGAUCAGUUGCUUCGUGUCACUACUGACCCUGCUGAUGCUGAUACUGUGGCCAAAUGGCGCGAGGAGCGGGCGAAGCUGGACGCCGAGCUCUUUCAAGACAGGCCCAUCGAGCAUCAGGCCAGGCCCUUGGCGUCAAGGCUGUCUUCCGCCCGUUCGCGACAGGCUACCAUUCAGGCCACCCGCGAUGAGCAGCAGAAGAAGAUUGCCGAGCUCACUCGCGGCCUGGCCGACACGGACUCCAAGCUGCAAGAGGCCACUGCGGAGGUCCUCCGCCUGGAGCAGCAGACCCGCACCGCCAUGUCGCGAGUCCAGCCGCCCGAGGGCACGCAGCCACCGUCGCUUGCGGACUUGUUGCCUACCUUCGCGGUCAGUGUGGAGCAGCUGGGCAAGGUUGCAACAGGCCUCGGUCUCGGCGCCGACAUGGUCAAGGAGCUGCAGGACAUGGCCGACACGGUCAGUAAGCUGCAGAGCCUGCCCCAGGCCAAGCCGCCUGAACCUGCACCUGCUCAUGCUGGUGGUGCUGAAGCUAGUGCUGAGCCACCUGACAUUGAGAUGUCUGGGCAGGAUUGCCGCGAGACUUUGGGCGCAGCAGGCGCCCACGUCGAGGAGAGCGACACCCCCGACAUCGUGCGCGAGAAGUUCAAGCGUCCCCAACAGAGUUACCUGGACACUGUGGCCAAGAAGGACCUCGGCUGGGACUACGGCGCCUACAUUACUUCCCCCACUGGCCCGCUCUUCGGGGUGGGGGGCAGCUCCGACCUUGACUGCGGCUCCGCCUACGUCGGUUGCGCCCGCAGCUGGGUCCUUGGCGUCUACGGCAUCACAGAGGGCUACUCCGCCUACGCCUACGCGGUUGGCCCCUGGCAGCACGCACUGCUCACCGACCCCAUCUUCGGGGAGCGGCGGCAGAGGGCACCGACCGUCUUCGGAUGGCAAGCACCGCUCACCGCCCUUGCCCUCGGAGAAUCCAGGCGGCAGAGGGUGAAGGCGCAGCCAAUGCAUGCAGAAUCUCAGCCGCAGCUCAAAGGCCUCAUCACAACGGUGAACGCUACGAGCUACGGCCCUUUCUUCGACUUUUUGGCUACUUAUCGGGGAACUAUCUUGCUGGCUCAGGAGUUGAGAAUUACCCAACCUAGGCUCGGCGAGUUUCAGGCCGGGGCCUUGGACGCUGGAUGGCAUGGGCUAUGGGCCCCGUCGCCCCCAACGGGUGACUCUGCUACGUCCAACUUCGGAGGGGUCGCUGUACUCGUGCCGACGUACAUUAUGGUCACGGCCCCACCUGACGACGGGCACAUUAUCUAUCCAGGACGAGCAGUCUGUGCACAGAUUAACUGGGGAGUUGCUGGCGGUAUCAUAGUCGCCAGCGUUUACCUCGUCACGUCCAUUGGCAUCUCAGGCGAAAACAUUGAGGUGCUGUGGGCCUUGGCCCAGAGAGUGGCAGCAUGGAACUCUCGGGGCCUCGACUGGAUUCUAGGCGGUGACUGGAACGCCGAUUUCGAUGCGCUCAAUGUUCGCAACUGGGUCGAGACCAUGGCAGCCAUCCACUACGUGCCCGACCAGCACGCCUGCAUCACUGACGAGGGCAAGAGCACCAUAUACUAUUUUGUCGUCUGUGCCAACUUAGCGUCUCGCAUCAAGGGCAAGCCCGAGGUCCAGCAUGACUCCACGGUCGUGCCGCCGCCGCACUUCCCUGUGGAGCUGCAGCUCGCGGGCGAGGAUCGCCCCACGUGGUGCCGCGUCCCUGUGGAGCCGCGCCCUUUUGCGGUGGUGCCGCCCGUCGGCUGCGCCAGGCAUCCCUACCCGUGGCAUAUGAUCCAGACAGAGUUCCAACGGGUCAGCAGUGUCGACGACCUGAGCUCGCUCUGGGACUCUGUGCUGCGCGGGGUGGACUACGAGCUGGCAGGGCGUCACGACUGCGUAGGCGCCAAGGCCAUGCAGUACAUCGGACGCGAGGGGCCGCCGCAGUUCAAGUGGCAGCUCCUGUCAUGGCAGCCGCCGCGCAGGCGUACCUACAAAGAGCCGACUGUGCUGGCUUGGGCUACGGCGAGGCGCUGGGCCCAGCACCUUGUGGCCGAGAAGAAGCGGCUUGUGAGGUGCAUCGAGCGCCUCAAGCUGUGCGCCCUCAUUUGUGCCAUCACGCCGCUGCAGUACACCAAGGUCGUCGUGGCCUUCAAUGAGGCGGCUGCCUUUUAUGGGCGCGUGGCUCGGUCAGAGCAGGUUUCUUUCGGCGAGGGCUGA
Prorocentrum cordatum is the source of this 2586-nucleotide messenger RNA. Lineage: Eukaryota; Dinophyceae; Prorocentrales; Prorocentraceae. The record is from the annotation of a GenBank genome assembly.